Molecule: messenger RNA, 1043 nt
Organism: Guyanagaster necrorhizus
Lineage: Eukaryota; Fungi; Basidiomycota; Agaricomycetes; Agaricales; Physalacriaceae
Exons: 3
Coding region: 119-925 (268 amino acids)
Molecular function (GO): protein binding
Source: RefSeq, a predicted model, not a curated record
AUGGACACCACGUUACCAUUUCAUGAUGUGAUAAGGACCAGGCUAUUGACACGAGGCAGGAUCAGACGCCGUUGCCUACGCACGAAGUAGGUUCUCGAUAGCCACUUCUCUCUUGAACAUGCACGACGAGAAGGCCGAAUCAAAGUCACCGCCCGCUCCGCCAAAGGGAGCUGACACCGUAUCUGACCCACAGGAGAAGCCGAAAGAGGUGUCGUGGGUCAGAAAUAAUAACUUUUACUGGGAGAACAGUACAUUCCUAGUCGAAGAUGAGCUAUUCCGUGCACCAAGAUGCCAGUUUAUCAAGCAUUCAGAGACCUUUAGGGCCAUGUUCACGUUGCCGCAGGCAGAUGCAGACGCUGUCGAAGGCAAUACCGAUAAUAAACCUAUUCACUUAUACGGUGUCACCAAAAUUGACUUCGAACGACUAUUGAACUUCAUGUACCCUCUGGACGUUUUGAUUGCCUUGAAAAGGUCGUUGGAGGAAUGGACGUCGAUCUUUAAGCUCUCCACGAUGUGGGCGAUGGCGGAGAUACGCGACAGUGCAAUCUCACACAUCAUGGAGCGCCAUCUAGAGAUCGAGGCAACAGAGCGGAUUGCGUUGGGAAGAACACACGAUGUCCCAGCAUUGGUGAGGUCCGGACUGGUCACUCUGGUUAAUCAAGACGGAGGGGUGACUGAGCGGCAAGCGAUUCUUCUUGGUUGGGAGAUGGCGCUGCGUAUCCAAUGGGUCCGGGACAAACUGCUUACUUCUCGCUAUGGAUGUUCAUGCACUUUUGACGAGAACGAUAUACGCAAUGCGGUGACGAGCGUUUUCUGUGGGAAGCCAGAGUGGUCGUUUGAGUUGGAGAUUUUUGAGCCGAAUGCUUCUAAAAGCCAGAGAGGCAAGGCUCAAGCUGGCAGAAGAGGGGGAAAGAAAAAGUUUUAGAAUCCAACCUGUAGUGAUAUCUCAGCCUCCUGUACAUCGUUGCAUAACGGGCUGGUGUGUGUGUACAGAAUCUACUCUACUUAUAUACUUUCCAAGCUCUAGUGGCACUAAUAGCCAU